ACGGGACACGUGCCGCCCGCUGGUCUAACCUCGGCGGCCGCGACCCAGGCGCGCACGCAUUGCGCCUGCUGGUGUUUAUUAGACACACAGGCGUGCUCGCAAGUCCACAGCCCGGCUGAUGCUCACAGCUCACACCCCCACGAAUGUCCUCACUGCCAGUGGCCCGGAAAGCCCAAAGGAAUGAUCCUCAAAUACCCGAGCUCUUCCUGCUCCCCACCCCCGCUCCCGGCGUUCUUCCAAGUGACAGAUUCGCCUAAUUGAACGGUUGUGGGUCAUCUUCUGUAACCGUUGGACGACACAUCUCCACGCUUCAGUUCUUCAUGUUUUAAACACAUAUUUAACGGAUGGCUGCAGAGCCAGCUGGGAAACACGCGGGUUGAAAAAUAAAGCCCCAGAAGGCAUGAGACUGGGGCAAAGGGGAGAGUCUGCUGGGUUUCCUGGUGUAGAUGGGGCUGGAAGGCUUAUCCAGGAAGUGAGAGCAAUAACGCCGGUUUCUUUUCUGUGUUUGUUUAUUUUGUAACUUUGCUACUUGAAGGCGAAUUGCUUGCUAAAUUUGCCUGGUUUUUAAAAGCCCUGCAUACAAAUUAAAAGUUCCCAAACAACGGAGGUAACGUGAGGACAGUAACAGUCCCUGAGAGGGAGAAAUGGGACCCGUUUGUGUGUCUGCAGUAUAAAGGGCUAGGAUCCAGAAACCGGAGAAGCAAACAAAUAGGGAAAAUCUUAGAGGUCAGGGAGAUGUCAGCUGCCUCUGUUAUAAAGGAACCGCCAACUCUCCCAUCUGCAGUCCAGGCAAGGCUGAGCGGCAAACUGGUCAGCAUUUUUCCCCUGGUAGGCUUGCUGCCCGAUUUUCCCAUCUUUAAAAUGGGUGGGGGCAUUAGCACCACGGAUCCACCUCAGCUGGUCGCUUCUCUAGACCGGGUUUAAUUCUUCGUGGUCAAGGUGUUCCGGGUUUGAGAGCCAGGCAGCGAUUGGUAAAUGCUGCAGCGAGUGGUCAGAUCUCGCCCUCUGGCCUGCGGGUGUGGAGGUCUUUACCCAAGCUUGCGCCUUUUUUUGGGCAGAUAAACCAGCCUGGCUCCCCUACCCCAGGGCGUGCUGACCACCUUAAAGAUGGUGCAAAAAAUACCCUCAUCUAGUUCCCAUGCUGUGAGGGGGUGCUUAACCCUGAGUUCGACUCUCGCCUUGUGUUGUUAGCAUGGUUACUGCGCGGAAAUACGGCUUCCCUGUGUCUAUACCAUAGUCAACUUUAUAAAGAGUUGGGAUUUCCUUCCAAACAGCAUUCUGGAGUCAGUCCCCUCCUUCCGUGCCGGCUUGCUCCCUGGCGAGGCCCUUGCCCCCAGGUGGGGGCGCUACCGGCCGCCGGCCAAGCUGCGGCAGCCACCACCUCCCAGAAGCGCGCUUAGAGUACGAAGAAAGUAGGAGCUUUGUGUCUGGUUUAUCCGGUACAUUUGGGGUUCAAAAUGUGCACGUGCUGCUGAAACCCACGAGAUGGGAACAGGUGGCAAGAACGCAGAGAGAGAGUGAAGCAAAGCAAAGGAGGACACUCCAGCCCCAGCUCCUGGGUCGCCUGGGUUGUCCUUACGGAUCCCCAAGAUCCGAACGCCAUGGGUAUCCGGUUAGUAAGUGUGCAGAGCCCCCAGCCCAUCCCCUAGCCUGACGACAGGACCGUAUUUUCCUGGACAUUUGACAAUAUUCCCUCGCUCCCAACCGCGUUCGGCCCUCUGCACUUCCCCCGAGAGCCUGCCCUCCUCCUCCCCUUUGCCUCUCACACGCCCUCUCGGGGUCCUUCCUCCAGUCCCUCCCUAAGAAUCUCCCGGCCGCCGGCGCCCAUUGGCUGGGCGCUGGGAGGAGGCGUGUGCCGGGUCCGGCGAGUUUCAUUGAGCGGAAUCAGCCCGGAUGACAUCAGCUUCCCAGCCCCCCGGGCCGGCCCAGCUCAUUGGCGCGGCGGCCCCUCCAGGACCCGCACAUUGUUCCCCGCCCCCGCUUCGGCCACCGCCGCGGUCGCCGCCACCACCGGGCUAUAAAAACCCGCCGAACCCGGAAAGGUGCGGAUGCUGAUCAUAGACCAAGGCGACAUCGGCGCCCGGGCCGGGUUCUCUGUUGCGGCUUUGGGGAACCAGCUUCUGUAAUUGCAUCCACAGCGUCCGUGGAAGCUCUGAGUGCCCAGGGAGGAAGGACCGCGUGAGAGCUGCGCCUAUCCCUCGGGGCCAUGGACUCGGACGCCAGCCUGGUGUCUAGCCGCCCGUCGUCGCCAGACCCCGAUGACCUUUUUCUGCCAGCCCGGAGCAAGGGCAGCGGGGGCAGCGGCUUCACGGGGGGCACCGUGUCCUCGUCCACACCGAGCGACUGCCCGCCAGAGUUGAGCACCGAGCUGCGCGGCGCCAUGGGAGCAGCGGGCGGGCACCCGGGGGACAAACUGGGCGGUGGCGGCUUCAAGUCGUCUUCGUCCAGCACCUCGUCGUCCACGUCGUCAGCGGCUGCGUCGUCCACCAAGAAGGACAAGAAACAGAUGACUGAACCCGAGCUGCAGCAGCUACGCCUCAAGAUCAACAGCCGCGAGCGAAAGCGGAUGCACGACCUCAACAUCGCCAUGGACGGGCUGCGCGAGGUCAUGCCCUAUGCGCACGGCCCGUCCGUGCGCAAGCUCUCCAAAAUCGCCACGCUGCUGCUGGCGCGCAACUACAUCCUCAUGCUCACCAACUCGCUGGAGGAGAUGAAGCGACUGGUGAGCGAGAUCUACGGCGGCCACCACGCCGGCUUCCACCCAUCGGCCUGCGGCGGCCUGGCGCACUCGGCGCCCCUGCCCGCGGCCACCGCGCACCCCGCGGCCGCCGCGCACGCAGCGCACCACCCGGCCGUGCACCACCCCAUCUUGCCUCCGGCCGCGGCCGCCGCCGCUGCAGCUGCGGCCGCCGCUGCGGUGUCCAGCGCCUCCCUGCCCGGCUCCGGGUUGUCAUCAGUCGGCUCGAUUCGGCCCCCUCACGGCCUGCUCAAGUCUCCAUCGGCGGCAUCAGCAGCCCCGCUGGGGGGCGGGGGCGGCAGCAGCGGGGGCAGUGGAGGCUUCCAGCACUGGGGCGGCAUGCCUUGCCCCUGCAGCAUGUGCCAGGUGCCACCGCCGCACCACCACGUGUCGGCCAUGGGCGCCGGCAGCCUGCCGCGCCUCACCUCCGACGCCAAGUGAGCUGGCCGCUGCAGGCGCGUUCUGGCGAGCGGGGUGGGGCGGGGGCCCGGAGGCUUCGGGGAAGCAAGGACUGGCCGGCUCUGGGUCCUGGGAGCUCAGUUCCUAAGAGGAGCGCAGCACCGUGGGCUGGGGGGUGGGGACAAUGGCGAGGACUCCAGCACCCAGGAACCGAAGCAGUGGAGGCGCGCAUCGAACGGUGGGGGAGUGAGAGGGGCAUUUGCUCUGGGACCGGGUUCAACCCUCUCUGGCUUUAAACCGCGCCGCUCCGGUAAACACCGUUUUAUAAGAAAGCACCGCUACCUGCACCCCUUCCUCCAACUCCCCCCACCCCUAUGCCCCCGCAAAAAAAAGAGGUAAUUCUAAAAACUGUGGUUUUCCUGCGAACUUGGCCGCCUUCGGCCCUGGGCAGCACUUCGUUAUACCGGGGAGGAGGUGAGAGAGGAGAGCGCUGGGGACUUUCUCUCCCUUCUCUUUUCUUGGCGGGUCGGAGAAUCUUGGGAGCCGAGCCGCACCCCAGAAGCGGCUAGUCCGGCUUCACCCUCAAGGGAGGUCCCUGGCCCAGGGCCAGGAGCCUCGAGUUAGUUUAGAAGCUGGUGUUUGGUACCAGAAGCACUUACGAUCGAGUCCCAUCUCCAUAUCUGGAUAAACCCACAACUUUUUGAGAACUGUUGCCAUUCCUCCUUGUGGCUCCUAUUGGUUUGGGGGUUGUGGUUUUCUAAUAAAUCUAUCGGUGUUCCUUUUUCAACAGUACCAGCAAGCUUUAUAGAUGGUCGGUCAGAAUAGAACCACUUGUGAAUUGGAAUAACCUGAAACUGUUGACUUUGGGUGCCGAUGUUUUUCUAGUUUCUUUAAAAUAGACUCUCCCUUCCCCUCCCUAUUCUUUCUAUCUCUGAGCACAAAGUGAUUUGGCUUCUUAGCUGAUUGGGGGCAGUCAUUUUGGUACCUGAGGGUUGGACAGAACUCAAAGGAUGUUGCUGUGAAGAUGGUUUGGGUUAUUUGGGAGUUGUGUUGGCUUUUUAAUGUUUUUCCUUUCUUGAAUGUGUAAAUAUCAUAUCAAUAAUGAGGUAAGUGUGCGCUGCUAAGCUGUUUGCUCACGUGACUGCCAGCCCCACCGGAGUCUAAGCUGGGUUUCCUUUCUAUCAGUUUCUUUUUGCCAGUUUAACACAAAUGACAAACUCCUCCGUGUGCAUCCUGCCCCCGUGCAAACCGCCUGGGCGCUACCAGUGUUGCGAUAUGGGCUUCACAGCAUCUGCCACGUAACAUUCCUCCUCUGAUCACUGCCCCUUGCAGAGAGUGUAUCAUCUGUUUUAUUUUUGUAAAAAGAAAAAAAAAGUGCUAAAUAAUAUUUAUUACUUGUUUGGUUGCAAAAAUGAAAUAAAUGAUCGAGUGGUGAGAUUUUAAAUA
Sus scrofa (pig) is the source of this 4582-nucleotide messenger RNA. It is a transcript of the gene OLIG2, whose product is annotated as oligodendrocyte transcription factor 2. Gene Ontology annotation, molecular function: DNA-binding transcription factor activity, RNA polymerase II-specific; protein dimerization activity; E-box binding. The record is from RefSeq and is a predicted model, not a curated record. Gene Ontology annotation, cellular component: nucleus. Gene Ontology annotation, biological process: sensory organ development; oligodendrocyte cell fate specification; positive regulation of transcription by RNA polymerase II. NCBI's taxonomy places the organism in Eukaryota, Metazoa, Chordata, Mammalia, Artiodactyla, Suidae.